AUGUUGUGCAGGUUACAAUUACGAUGUACCUGUUUAGGAGGAAUUCUUUGCAGAUCCUUGAGUUCUGCAGAGGUUUCUACAGCAUUAAGGCCAUUUUAUUUUAGUGUGCAUCCUGAUUUGUUUGGGAAAUACCCAGAACAAAGAAAAAUAAAUGAACAUUCUCUGCAACAGCUAAGUGCAUUAAUAGAAGCUCAACAAUCUAGUCGAAACAUGUCCAUUCCUGCACUCUCUUUUUAUUUAAGGCAAAAAGAUAUGCCUGAAGGUAAUUUCAAAUUAGUUAAAAUAUAUCUAAAUAGCAAAAAUGUAAGAGAAACUGUAGUAAAAAUUUUGAAUGCCUGUGAUAUAUCAACUAAUUAUGUAGACAAGAUUCCAAGAAGCUCAAGUAAAAUAGAUAAUAGAAAUAUUGAUUUCACAAAAGCAUAUGAAGAGUACAACUCUGAGUUUGAAAAAGCUGUAAAAAUGAAAAGGAAAGUUGAAGAAAAAAGAUCUAUCUCCAAUAUAAUAGAAUGGAUAACAGAAAAUAGUAAAGAUGGAAGGAAUAAAUAUGAAAUGACAAGUCCAACAAGACAACAAGUGAAUUCUCUCAUAGAACAACUCUGCAAUACAUAUGGUAUAAAAGAAGUUAAGUAUGAUAGCGGUUGGAACAUAAGUCAUAUUAGAGGAGCACUUCAAAGUCUUACCUCCAUGGCUUCACAACAUUCAAAACAUAUUAUGGAUAAUUUAAAAGGCAGGACUAUCGCUUUAGGACAAUUUACAGGAGUCAGUUUGGAUGGAGAUAUAUUUCUGAACAUUAUGGACGUUAGAAAUGAAUGGCUAUCGCUAAUAAAAAAAGUGAGCUUUGAAGAUAGUGCCUUAACACAAAUACCCAACUAUGAGAAAGCUUUAUCUAGCAUAUUAAGAGAUAUACACAUUUGUAGAAGAAAAUUUAUGCCAAAAGUUUCUGCAGCACAAUAUUGCAGUCACCUCAGACAGUUGAUAACAUCUAUAGGAGACUUUUAUGGACGCGGAAAAAAGAUCCCAGACUGUGUACCCGAAUCUCUUAGUAAAUAUGAAAUAGUUGUUGAACCUGAAGCGGGUCCCCUGAUGGUGUCACCCACGGGGCAAUUCAUCACGCCGGCGUCGUGUCCCGCGGACGAGCUGGUCGCCUUCAUCGCCGCGCAUCUGGACGAGGCAACGCUCUUGCUAACUGAAUACAGCAUUAAUAAACAUGUAGAAAAGGCGAUAUGGAAAGAAGUGAAGGAAAGAUAUGGUUUAUUGGAUCUUAGAAAAGACGACAGUAUCAUUCCAGCCCUCAUGAUUCGUUGUUGUGAGAGACUUCUCACUCGGAUAGACAAGCUAGACACGAAAUUACGAGGCAACAUUCUAUGCGUGACUCAUUAUUAUUCCGUGUUGUCGGAAGGUGUGUUGUGUAUACCCUGGAAUUUCGAA
This is a messenger RNA of Brenthis ino (lesser marbled fritillary), 1428 nucleotides long. Lineage: Eukaryota; Metazoa; Arthropoda; Insecta; Lepidoptera; Nymphalidae. The record is from the annotation of a GenBank genome assembly.